UCCGGUUCCGGCCUCUUACUGUUGUAGGUCGGAAUCCUCCUCCUGCAGGAGAAGCUGGCGUGCAGAUGCACGGGUCCGGGGAACACACGCUGGUGAUGGCCACUCGGGCAGCUACUGCGGACAGUCCGCCAGGGGACAGCGGUUCCCUGGACCUGCCCUCGGCCAGUGACAUCUGGGACUAUGAGCUGCGGAGAGCCAGUGCUGGGCUGGCUGGUGACAGCCUGAGCUGUUCGGAGCCCCGAGCUGUUGCUUGCUCCUGGGAUGCAGAGCCAGACAGCAGCAGCCUGAAUACUGAUCAGAAAGACUCCUGGACCUGUGAGGACCUCUGGCUUGACCCUUCUGCCAAAGGCCAGUUGAAGACCAAGGAAGAGGACAGUGGACUUCGAGAAUCCCUGGACAGAUUCUAUGAAGCGUUUGGCCGUCCCCAGCCGGUCUCUGAGGACCCGCUCUCAGCAUCUGUCCGCCAGUGCCUGUCUGAGAAAAUCACUGAACUAAGAGGCCAGGGGAGCCGGAAGUACGCCCUGCGCAGCUUCCAGAUGGCCCGGGUCAUCUUCAGCCGUGAUGGUUGCUCAGUCUUGCAGAGGCAUUGCAGAGACUCCCAUUUCUACCCACUGCACGAAGGAAGCGCAUCUCUGGAUGACGAAAAGCAGACCCCAGGACUUUCAACAGAUAUCGUCCGUUUCCUCUUGCAGCAGAACCUGAUGAAAGACCCCUAACUGGGGCUGGGGGCAGACACAGGCAGUCCUGGAGGUGAGACACUGCAGCCAGUGCUCUUGGUGGCCCCCUGAGGUUGCUGCUAGCCCUGUGGCCCAGCACCAGCUAAGUGUUCUGCAGUGAAAGAUUGGCACCUUACACCUGACCCCGAGCCACUUAACCCAUGUGGAGAGCUCUGGGGCCACCCUGCCUCCCGGCCCCCUCUCGGCUGGCAUGGGAAUUUCCAGGACAUUACACCCUUGCUGGGCUCCAGGCCUUCCUCACCUCCUCUGCCCCUACCUUGCUGGUGGGAACCUCUCCUCAAUAAACCUCUCCUGUCUCAACCCUGGACUCAGAGCUUACCCUGGAGAACAUAACACAAGGAAACAGGAUUCAGCGAAGUGAGGUCUGUGAAUGAUACAAGGCUCUUUACUGAAUCAUGGAUAACAGUUAUACCAAGCUGUACAAUAGAGAUCAUGUGAUUAAGAACAUACGUGCUAAAGUAAUAUAAAGAUUUAAAUACGGACCCAAAAAGUACCUUACUCCUUAAUCAUACCCUUUUCCCUCUCCAAAGCCACAUUCCUCGUUUCAUAAUCUUAACUGAGUGUGGGAGGAAUAUUUGGAACGUCAGACAGCUAAAAUUCACAGGUUAAAAACACAAAGGUUUCUUCAUCACCGUCAGAUGGUAGUGUGAAAGGUGAGGGGAAGAAGUGUGUGCCACCCGCUUGGCCAGGUGUGGGCACAGUGAUGACCUCCAGGUCAAUGACUUUUGCCCAGCCGGGUCCUGCCUUCUUUUGUCACUUUGUCUUCUGCCUGCCUGCUGUCUGCACCCCUCAUUUUCUCAGCAGGGAGCCCUCAACCCUGCCCCAUCGUUGCCCUGCACCUUGAGCUCCAGAGCAGACCUGUGCCCAGAACAGGCGUGUAGCCCCUGUGCUGCCCACCAGGCAUGUGCUCUGAGUGGCCUGCAGGUUGGCACCAGCAGGGGCUUGCCCCACAGUCAUGUCUUGAACCCUGGUCUGAGACUCUUGAUAGAAUUUCAUCAGAAGCCAUUUGGAGCAGCAACAUUGUAAUUAGAUUUUGAGAAGCUGGAGGUGAAGUUUAACUGACACGGGGGCCAUAAUUUGCACUUACAUAUUUGAGUUUCACAGCAACUUUGUUUUGAGGGGUGGUGGUACCAGGGUUUGAACCCAGGACCUUGUAUAUGCAAAGCAUGUGCCCUGGGACAUGGGGUCAGAGAAACUGCCCUUCCAGCUGAAGGGCAGAGACAGAAGUGGAAGGAGGCCUGUGGGCAGGGAAUUGGAGAUGAAGAGGCCUUCAAGGGGCCCUGAAGAAGCAAGAGUCCUGGUUCUCUGACAAGCAAUUGCUUGCCUCCUAUCAUUGGGCCCAGAGUAACCCUAAGACUUAUGGUUAAAAUUCAGCGAUGCUGGGUUGAACUCACUUUGUAGCCCAGGCUGCUCUUGAACUCACAACGAACCGCCUGCCUCAGCCUCCCAAAUCCUGGGAUCCCGAGGUCUGGGACUACAGGUAUGCGCCACCAUGCCCAGCUAGAAAUUUAUUUUUAGAGAGUAAAACAUAACCAUUUGGUUGUCCAUGUUGGAGAGCAGCAGCAUCUGCUUCACAGGGAGAUUUUCAUAUCAGAAAACAUGCCCUUCAUUAACACGAGUGCUCAGGGUAUUCAAGAAAAGGAAGACUGAAAACUGAGAAGCAAAAAGCCUAAAAGCCAGAAUCGCCUCAGGGUGGCAGGGUGUGGAGUGUGUUCUUCGAGUCUGAGUAAGUGUUUGUGACAGCCCGGUACAAGAUAUUUGAUUCUCUGCAGCCACACUCCUUAAUUUGAUCUCCACGAGGUGAGGGUAACAUUUUCCACUGAUCUCUGGAGACCUUUAAUAAAGACUAAAAGAUAAGGCUCCAGGGGCCCUGGCCUUUGGCAUUAUUGUCUAAUUCGGCCCUACGAAGACUGUGCUGACAUCUUUUCAUCCCGUGGACACUGUGCCUGGCCUGUGAUCUCAUCGUGCUCCUUUUCAGACCCAUGGGGGCCUUGGUGAAGACAGAUCUGUUUGCAGAAGCACCAGAACUCUAAACAGAACCAGUACCUGUGCAUUACGUUAGAGCAGUGCCAUCCAUUUCAUCAGCGCAUUGCUGGGUGAUCAGUGCGCUGGGAGUCAGACCUGGCAGUGGGGGGAGGGGGGCUGCUCCUGCUAAGCAGGUGUUUUCCAAGGCCCCCCAACUCUGCCUCUUUCUCUGACCUGUUCAAGGGCACAGAACACAUCUUAUUAUCUGCAAUUGGCACAAAACAAUAUAGCAAGACUUGCAGGAAUUUUAAAGAUUUUAAAACAUUCUAUUGGAGUAUAAUUAUGCACAAUAGUGCAUAUAGCAUAUAAUUUCAUACACCUCGUGCAUACAACUAGGUUUUUACCAGAGUGACAGGGACAACCAGCCAGCUGCCGUGGCCCCAGCUAAGUGGUAGUGGCAGUCUGGCCAGUGUUUCUCCAGUUGCUAGGAGCCCACGGUCAUGUUAGGUGCUACACGGACAAAGUUUAAUUGCUGAUCUGUUCAGCUUUGUGUAUGCAUACUCUUGUCAAAUCCCUGAGACUAACUGGUAUCUAUCUUUACCUCUCCUUGUCCUGUAGUCACAAUGCAGAUUGUUUUAAAAAGCAAGACAUGUAUAAUUAGCCAGAAAACGAAAGAGAAGACUAAUCCUAUCAAAUAUGAAAAUACCUUAACUCUGUGAUGAUAGAAACAGAAAUAGACCAAUAAACACAUCAAAGGAAAAGAGGGUAUAACGGAUGCAUGGCAGUGCAGAUGGGAACUGGGCACUGUGAUGAUGAAAGCAGCUCUUCAAAUCCUAAUGAAGAGGGAGGGUUGUUCGCAAAUGAUCUUAGUGUGUCUGGCGCCUAGUUCCGGAGAGGGAGAGUAAGCAGGCUGGGUUCUCCAUCUCAUGUCUUGUAUCAAAGUGAGUUCUAGAUAGAUUAAAACUUUCAAAGUUAAAAUCAUAAAGCCACAACGCUAAAACAUGAUAAAUAUGUGUGUAUAUAUAUAUAUAUAUAUAUAUAUAUAUAUAUAUGAUUUAUAUACACAUAUGUGAGUCAGGUUGAUCAAUUUCAAUCAAUCUUGGAAUAAGGAAAAUCUAAGAAUAGUUAAAAAACUGAAAAUUUGAUGAAAUUGACAACCUUAAACAUAAGACUUCUGCAGUCAGGGCUGGAGGUUUAGCUCAGAGGCAUAAGUGCCUGCCUUGCAAGCAGGCAGUCGUGAGUUCGAUCCCUGGUACCGAUAAAAAGGAAAAAGACAAAAAAAAAAAAAAAAGACUUCUGUAGUCAAAAUAUAUUUUAUGUAUUUGUGUUCAUAACAAGGUCAAAAUUAGGAUAAAUGCUUAGAGCGCAUAUGACAGAGACUCCUUCUUCAAUAAACAGAAUUCAUACAAAUCAUUAGGAAAAUAACCAAAGAGAAAGAUUGGCAAAGGCCAUGAACAGCUGGUUGGGAAAACCCCAUACAGAUGCUUCCCAGUUUCUGGUGGGCUCCCGGGCUGAUAAACCCAUUGUAAUCGAAGAUAUCCUAAGUCCAGAAUGUAAGUAUCACACUCACGCUGUCUGGCACCGCAGCUCAGAAGCACAGUGCGCUGCAGGGCAGUGCCUGUGACCCAUAGGGAUACAUGGCGGGCUGGGCUGUGGCACCCCACUGCUACCCACAUUUCAGACAGUUUGGUCCAUUGCCGGCCUAGGAAAAGAUAGAAAUUCAAAUUUUGAAGUUCUGCUUAUAUGAAUCUAUAUCACUGCUUUACAUCAUGAAGUUUUAAAAUUGUGAGUUAUCAUAAGCUGGGGACUGUCCUGAUAGUCAGAAGGCAGACAGACUUAAAUGUGGCUGAUAAGUGUGAAAUCAUGCCCAAUUAUAAUUAAAUGUAAAGAAUUGCAAUGUUUUGUUAAAAAGAAAAAUGAAUAAAAAUGGUACGUAAAUACAUAAA
Messenger RNA from Cavia porcellus (domestic guinea pig), 4648 nucleotides. It is a transcript of the gene Shld1, whose product is annotated as shieldin complex subunit 1. Gene Ontology annotation, cellular component: site of double-strand break. Gene Ontology annotation, biological process: positive regulation of double-strand break repair via nonhomologous end joining; positive regulation of isotype switching; negative regulation of double-strand break repair via homologous recombination. The coding region runs from base 66 to 716 and encodes 216 amino acids. The transcript has 4 exons. NCBI's taxonomy places the organism in Eukaryota, Metazoa, Chordata, Mammalia, Rodentia, Caviidae. The record is from RefSeq and is a predicted model, not a curated record.